CAGGGAAUGAGACCAGAUGUGGUGCCUUACAAUAGCGUAUUUUCUGCUUUGAGAAGGAUUAUGCAUGAAGAGGGAAUCCGAGGGUUGUAUAGUGGUGUUUUGCCUUCAUUAGUGGGGGUAAGCCAUGUUGCCAUCCAGUUUCCAGCAUAUGAAAAUAUGAAGUCUUAUCUAGCGAGAAGAGAUAACACAACCGUUGAUAAACUUAGUCCCGGACAUGUUGCCAUUGCUUCUUCAAUAGCUAAAAUACUUGCCUCCACAAUUACUUAUCCUCAUGAGGUAAGUUUUUGGUAGAGUUUCUAAAACAACAUGUGAUUAGUUUGGGUGAUCAAUCGCCUAAGAAAUUGUAUCACUUCUUGGUUGUAUCUUUAUAUU
Macadamia integrifolia is the source of this 372-nucleotide messenger RNA. RefSeq names its product nicotinamide adenine dinucleotide transporter 2, mitochondrial-like. The coding region runs from base 7 to 291 and encodes 94 amino acids. NCBI's taxonomy places the organism in Eukaryota, Viridiplantae, Streptophyta, Magnoliopsida, Proteales, Proteaceae. Gene Ontology annotation, molecular function: NAD transmembrane transporter activity. The record is from RefSeq and is a predicted model, not a curated record. The transcript has 3 exons. Gene Ontology annotation, biological process: NAD transmembrane transport.